GGUUUAAUUUCAGUUGGCCGCACCCACGCCGACAUUGCGAAUCAUCUCACAGCUCCGAGCUCCCUCCGAGGAACUUUUGUCGACCCAGUCAGCUCAGCUCGGUUCGUCGAUUCUGGGCCCGUCGAUGAGUGACGUGUGACAGGAAACGUUGCAGAUCAGCGCGCGAUCCAUCAAUCCGACGGCUGUCUUGUCGCGCGAAGGCAAUCUCGUGGGUGCAUUCCCCUUGAUGCCCGGCCUUCUUGGUUCUCCAAGGUCUGAUUAUUAAUAUACGUAUAACUUCGAAUGACUUCUGGUGCAUCUCAGGAGCCACAAUUGGCAUUCAUUAACGAACUAGCCCCAGUCUGCACGGAGGAGGCCCAACCUCGGCACAUUGCACUUAUUCUCCUGCAUGUACACUCACAUUUGAACUGCCUUCUAUUGACUCUCGUGAGACCGUUCUCGGGUCGUGGACCAUUCGAGAAGCUCGUUGGAGCAGUACGCGGUAAGGCGCCGAGCGAAUGCUCUACACUCGCAAUGGUGAUGGCUUGUGCUCGAAUGAAACAUCCGUAUAAUCGCAUUCCUCACCGUGACCCAUACUGUGUACCCUCUAGUCUUUCAAGUAUCCGUCCUGUUUUUAAGUUUGCUCAGAGCAUGCAGGUGAGCCCAUUUAGUGACCUUCUCUCGCUGGCAUUGGUCUGGCCCAAGGAAUGUUGCAAUUGCCAAAUGCACGGCACCGGCAGCAUUGCCUGCUGACUCUUCAGAAGACUUCCUGUGUGAUACGGCAUGCCUGGUGAGAAAAGCUUGAGACGG
Laetiporus sulphureus 93-53 is the source of this 789-nucleotide messenger RNA. RefSeq lists its product as uncharacterized. Bases 283 to 732 code for a protein of 149 amino acids. The record is from RefSeq and is a predicted model, not a curated record. NCBI's taxonomy places the organism in Eukaryota, Fungi, Basidiomycota, Agaricomycetes, Polyporales, Laetiporaceae. The transcript has a single exon.